CGAGAAGAUUGGAUCAGAUCGUUACUUGACUGUUUGUGGCAGAGUUGUUAUCAAGACGAGAACAAAACACUGAGACAAUGACAGCAUACAUUGACUUCGAGUGCAAGGAGUUUGAAGUGAGGGAUUUCUUUCUCACUACCCUGGAACAAACAUGCAGGGUUCAACUGAACGACAGCGAGGCGAAGAUCACCCAGAGUACAUCCGAGGGGAGAAUCUUCCUGGAGGUCCAACAGGACGAACUGAGCAAUUUCUUUGAUUGUAUUCCUGAACAGCAGGACAACAACUGGGGCCAAGAGAAGAACCUGUUGCAGAGGGAGAUCUCUGGCCUGAAAGCCCAGCUCGCUAAGGCUCAGGCUAAACGUGACCCCUCUCCGGCCAGGGAUAAGUCCCUGAAAUCCGAGUUGGAUAAGCUCAGCUGGACGCUGAACAAUGCUCAAAAAGACCUGAGCAGGAAGGCUGGCAUCAUCAAGAACCAGGACUUCCAGUUGAAGAAGAUCGGCUUGAUGCUGAACAAUGCUCAACAAGACCUGAGCAAGAAGGACAUAAUCAUUAAGAGCCAGGACUUCCAGCUGAAGAAGGUCGGCUUGAUGAUGAACAAUGCUCCAAAAGACCUGAGCGAGAAAGACGGCAUCAUCAAGAGCCAAAACUUCCUGUUGGUGAAGUUGAAGGGGGAGAUUGAGGCACUUCGAAAGGAAUUGAAGGAAAAGGAGUCUGUGAUCCUCGCUGAAAGGAAGAUGCUCGCUGUGGCUAGAACAAACAUGGAGUGGGAGAUGGAGGGCUUGCUCCAGACUGAGAGGGAAGACCGACAAGGACACCUGAACAAGACAAAGGCGGACCUCCAAAAGACAAAGGAGGACCUACAAAAGACAAAGGAGGACCUCCAAAAGACGAAGGAUGAGGCGAAGCCCCAUCAAGCCCAGCUGAACGAGCAGAGAGCAGAGAUAGAGAAGCUCACAGCAGAUCUGAAAAAGUCAGAAGAUCUGCUGAAGACUGAGAAACAAUUCUUUCAGACGAGGAUUGUCACCAUCCGGGAGGACACAGACAAAUUCAUGUCAGACUGUCUGCCUGCAAUGGAAGAACUCAGAGCCGAUAAGAGUCAGAUCAUGGCUGCUCUAAAGUAUUCUGAGGAGGAGCUGAAGUCUGUACAUGACAUGUGGCGGGAGGACAAGUCUUCCCACUUGGCAGAGCUGGAAAAAUCCCAGCGCUCCCAUCUUGUCCAGCUGAAUAAGCAGGACGAGGUGCACAAGACCACCAUGGCUGAUCUGAAGAAAAACUUUGAAGAUCAGCUGGCUAGUGAGCGUCUCCUCUGGCAGCAGGAAAAAACCUCUCUGCUGGAGGAGACUGAGAAAACCAGCUCCUCCUUUGCUGCUCAGCUACACGAGGACAAGUCUUCCCACUUGGCAGAGCUGGAAACAUCCCAGCACUCCCAUCUUGCCCAGCUGAAGAUGCAAGACGAGGAGCACAAGACCUUCAUGGCUGAUCUGAAGACAAAGUUGGAAGAUCAGCUAGCGAGUGACCGUCUCCUCUGGCAGCAGGAAAAAACCUCCCUGCUGGAGGAGACUGUGAAAACCAGCUCCUCCUUUGCUGCUCAGCUACACGAGCAAAAACAGAGCAACGACACCCUCGCGGCUGCUCUGGAGAAGGCUGAGCAGCAGAUAGAGAGCCAUCGCAUCGAGUGCCAGGAGUCAUCCCUCCUUCAGGCCAAGGCCACCGAAAGCGUCCAGCAGACUCUGCAGGAGAAAGAACAGGAAUGGACGACCACCGAGAGCUCCCUGAGGUCCCAGCUGGCGGAUCUUGAAAACCAGAUCGCCAAAAAAAAGAGGACCAAGUGGUACCGGAAGAUCUUCUGAUGCCACCCUCAGGAGAAAGAAAAUGCACAUACACGCCUUUGUUCUUGUAUCUUUGUGAGGAUCAAUCAGUCUUGACCCUUAAACAGCACUUGUGAAAAGGGUUGUUUGAGGGUUGACACAUUAUUUUAUUAUGGGAAAGGGAUGUGAAUCCACUUUUCUGGUGUAUAACUGGUCCUCACAGAGAUAUGAUUACUAAUCCACACACAUACACAGGAGUUUGUUCUUGUGUACUUGUGAGGAUUACUCCGUCUUGACCCUUAAACAGCACUUGUGAAAAGGGUUGUUUGAGGGUUGACACUUUAUUUUAUUAUGGGAAAGGGAUGUGAAUCCACUUUUCUGGUGUAAAUCUGGUCCUUACAAAGAUAUGAUUACUAAUCCACACACAUACACAGGAGUUUGUUCUUGUGUACUUGUGAGGAUUACUCCGUCUUGACCCCUAAACAGCACUUGUGAAAAGGGUUGUUUGAGGGUUGACACUUUAUUUUACUCAUGGAAAGUGAAGUGAAUUCACUUUUCUGGAAAUAAAAAAAAAGUUAAUUCUAUACUGCACUCCUCUCAUGUGUUAUAUGAAAUGCUUUGUUUGAUGUAUACAUCAAGCACUGAUGAGUUCUCAUUUGCUCCCUGUAGCCUGACAAUAUACAGUAAGUUGGCUCAACUGAUUUUAUAUGUUGGUCCAAAUAUAGUUUUUUUUUGUCUGUGUUGGUCAUCCAAAGAAAAUGAACAAAUAAAAAACACCUGAACUUCA
Sebastes umbrosus (honeycomb rockfish) is the source of this 2595-nucleotide messenger RNA. RefSeq names its product myosin heavy chain, striated muscle-like. The transcript has 2 exons. The record is from RefSeq and is a predicted model, not a curated record. Lineage: Eukaryota; Metazoa; Chordata; Actinopteri; Perciformes; Sebastidae. The coding region runs from base 78 to 1850 and encodes 590 amino acids.